AUGAAUACCGACCGGCUGCAAUCGCAGAGGCCGCCUAGACCUGCUUUGCAAAGAGGAAUUUGGGGAAGUCUGACUACUGCCUCGGUUGCCGCCUAUAAUUUCCUCGCACACGACUUUGAAGAUGUACCAGACCGCUAUCGAGACGAAACGGCUUACCCAACUCGUUUAUCUCGGGCCGGCUCGAGCAUCCGACUCGGACAAGCGCAUGGCCGCAACAACUAUCCACUGAAGCCACCGGCUAUUCGCAAGCGCACAUGGCAAAAGGAUGAGAAUGGGGAGCUGCACAACAAGUCUUACGAGGAUGCGCAGUUCAGUCAGUAUGACGAGGCUCGCGGAGGACAGGAUCGAAACCCUUUCGACAACUUGACCGAAGUUGAGAAUCAGUACCACCAACACAGCGAGACCGAGGAGCCGUUUUCAAUUUACUCGAAGAAGCAGAAAUGGACCAUUAUUGUUAUUAUCGGAUUGGCAGGGCUUUUUUCAGGUUUAUCCUCUAACAUUUACAAUCCCUCCUUGGAUGUUAUCUCAAGGGAACUGAAAGCAUCCGCAUCUCAAGUCUCCCUCACGAUAACAUCUUACUUGGUUAUGCAAGCUAUAACGCCGUUAUUAUGGGGUCCGCUGUCAGACUUACUCGGCAGACGGCCGACAUAUAUCGCCUCUUUUGCAGUCUACAUUGUUGGGAAUGUCGCGCUAAGCUUUUCUCCCAACCUCGCGGUCUUACUCAUUUUUAGGGGUGUUCAGGCUUCUGGAAGCUCGUCAACCGUCAGUAUUGGUAACGGCGUUAUGCAAGAUAUAGCCCCACACUCCGAGAGAGGUGCCUUCAUCUCCUUCUAUCAAGCUAUUCGGAAUUUUAGCACAGCAUUCGGCCCAGUCAUGGGCGGCGCGUUGGCCAAUUCUUUUGGCUUCCGAUCAGUCUUCAUAUUCCUGCUGAUCGUGUCGUCGCUCAUACUCACCACCAUUGUGUUGUUUCUGCCAGAGACGUUGCGAUCGAUUGCCGGUAACGGGUCGCUGCGUUUGACUGGCGUUCACAAACCCCUUUACUAUUACAUAAAGGAACCGAAGUACAUUCAAGAUCCAGACGGUCCGCUGGUUCUUCAAAAGAUCACCGUCUACACCUUUUUGAGACCAUUCAGACUCUUCAAAGAAAAAGAUUUAGUCAUCAACCUCGUGUGGGGUGGAGUCAUCUACGCCAUAUGGAACAUGGUGACGACAAGCACGACACCAUUAUUCAAAGCAAACUUCGGCUUGAACGAACUUUUGCUGGGAGUAGCGUUUAUUCCGAAUGGAUUCGGAACCAUUGCCGGCUCAGUUGUUGCCGCGAAAACCUUGACUAGAGACUAUAAGUCCGUAGAGACCAGGUAUAAGGAAACGCACAACAUUCCUUACGACGAGGAACUCUCACCAAUGGACAUCCCGCCGGACUUCCCCUUGGAGCAAGCGCGCUUGCAGCGUCUACCGUGGAUGGUGUUUCUGUUUGUCGCUUCCCUCGCCGGGUAUGGGUACUCGUUGUCAUAUCCCAGAAUGACUGCUCUACCCGGUUGGAUUGCACUGCCACUCACGAUGCAGUUUCUCAUUGCAGCUUCGGCAAAUGCCAUGUUUGCUCUUAACCAGACCAUCAUAUCAGAUCUCUGCCCCGGACAAGGAGCGAGCGCGACAGCGGUCAACAAUUUGGUCCGCUGUGGUCUCGCCGCCCUCGGCGUGGCCUUCACGGAGCAAAUGCUUAACGCUGUUGGUCCUGGAACAGCCUUUCUGUCCCUGGGAAUGGCUGUUAUUGCUGUCUCCCCAAUCCAGGUGGUCAACCAAUUCUGGGGGCCCUUGUGGCGAGCACAGAGGGAAAUGAGGAGACCCAAGAUGAAUGCGAUUGGCCAAGAUCGGCAGAAAGCUUAA
Molecule: messenger RNA, 1887 nt
Organism: Colletotrichum graminicola M1.001
Lineage: Eukaryota; Fungi; Ascomycota; Sordariomycetes; Glomerellales; Glomerellaceae
Product: major facilitator superfamily transporter
Exons: 5
Coding region: 1-1887 (628 amino acids)
Biological process (GO): transmembrane transport
Molecular function (GO): transmembrane transporter activity
Source: RefSeq, a predicted model, not a curated record